Molecule: messenger RNA, 1520 nt
Organism: Paramecium sonneborni
Lineage: Eukaryota; Ciliophora; Oligohymenophorea; Peniculida; Parameciidae
Source: the annotation of a GenBank genome assembly
AUGAUAGAAUUCCUAAAAUUCAAACGAAAUGUCAUUUAUGAUUUUGAUCGAAUUUUCAGACAACAAAGGGUUUCAUUCUAAUAAGAUUUUACAAAAAUGGCAAAAUAACUGAUCGAAGAAAACUAAAAGUCUAUCAUUGAUAAAAUAAAUAAUCUUCUUAAUGAAAAGGAAAAAUAAAUCAAACAUAUAAAUUAAUAUGAAUUUCAGAGAGAAAGAUAAAAUUAAUAAAGAGACUACAUUGAAUAAUAAAUAUCAUUUACAAGAAAGGAAGUUUUUAUUACAUUAUUAAUGAUGUAUACAAAUUCUAUUGAAUGCAAGCUAUAGAACAAAAUUUAAUAACAUGGAUUUAAUUAAAUUAAUAUGGAAUUAAUAAAAUAAGGAGCUACAAUAUAAUCUCAAGAAAAGCUUAAAUGUAUUCAUUCAUAUUUUAUUAAUUUUUACAAAAACUUUUUGAAAACAAAUGAAAGUGAAAACUUUUAUAAGCCAAAUGAAAAUGAUAUGGAAAUUAAAUAAAUUGAGAACUAAAUAGAAAUGUUAUAAAGAUAAAUAAACUAAUUACAAAUCUAAAAGUAAUCCAUAGAAGAAAAGAGAUAAAAUUAGGCUAAAGGAAAUUAAAUUAAUGAAUUAACACAAAUAAUAGAAUUUAUUAGAAGAACUGAAUUGAGAAGUUAUGGUGAAAUAUUUAAAGAAUAUUAAAAUAAGAUAAGUUAAUUUGAAUCACAUACAGGGAGAUGUGAAGAUAAAGUAAAUUCAAUUUUAGUAAAUUUUGCUGAUAGAAAUGUAGGUGGUUUGAGUUUAGAUGAGAGAAAUAUAGCUUAGGAAGAAGUAUAAAUUUGAUUUAAUUUAGAUUUUAAUGUUAACACAUCCAGAAGCUAUAAUAAGCAUGUUAUUGUUUAAGCAUCCUAUGGAAGAUAAUGAAGCUAUUUUGAUUAAAAAUGUGAUAAGAUUUAAUGAUUAUGAUGGAUAUGAAUCAACUUUCAGAUGGAAAGAUGAACAAUAUAUUAAUCCAUAUCAAGAAAAAUUUAAUAUAGAUAGAACUGAUAAUAGAUUGAAACAAGAUAAUUUAUAAUCCGAAAUUUAUGAGAAAAAAUUAAUUAAAAAUCAUAUUUUAGUAUUAUAUUAUAAUAAAUUAGUGUAUGGAUGCAAAAUGUUAUCGUGAUUGGAUGACACAAUUUGAAUUAAUAAAUAUAAAAAGAGAAUUGCUUAAAAGUUAUGUUGCAUUUUCUUUAGCCCUUUAUUACACCAAAAAUGAAGUUAUUUCUACUGGAAAAUGGGGUUGUGGUAUUUUUAAUGGAGAUUCUCAUUUAAAAUUUUAUAUCUAAUUAUUAGCAUUUUCCAAAGCGCUUUAAAACAAUAAUAGAACAAUAACCUUCAGUUCAUUCAAUGAUUUAGACUUACAAAAAUUCAUAUAGCAAGAAAAAGAUUAUUUAUCUCGUUCUUCUUAAAAUAAGAUAGAAUAUCUAAAAAAUAGAAUUGAAUUAAAGUAGUAAUAAUUGUUAGGCAAUUACAGAAAUUCUUGA